AUGUAUUUAUCAUAUGUUUUGUAUUAUCAGAAAUUAUGGGAAGAAUUAGAAAAUGAAGACAUACCAUCCCACAUUCGUGAAGCUAGGUUAGAUAACCUUAAAAAACAAGCUAAAGAAUAUGUUCAGAUGAGAGAACAGCAACAUGGCAUUUACACUGAUUUACAGACUGAUAAAGAAUUUUUAGAUCUAACAACUAGUGUUGACAGGUGUAUUGUACAUUUUUAUCACAGUGAUUUUAGAAGAUGUGCUAUCAUGGAUACACACUUGGAAAAAUUGGGCAGAAAAUAUUAUGAAACUAAAUUUGCAAAAAUAAAUGUAGAAAAUGCCAAAUUUUUAGUAGAGAGGUUAAAAGUUCAAGUGCUUCCUGCUAUUUAUUGUUUCAAGAAAGGUAUUGUUGUAGAUAGAAUUGUUGGUUUUGAAGAGUUAGGUAUAUCGGAUAGUUUUACUACCAAUGUUUUAGAAAAAAGACUGGCAAAAGCAGGUGUCAUCAAAGUACCAGAUGAUGAAUUACCUCAGAAAAAAACUAUUUUUGGUUAUAAAAAGAAAACAGAUGACAGUGAUGAUUCUGGGGAUGAUGAAUGA
Messenger RNA from Lottia gigantea (owl limpet), 582 nucleotides. RefSeq lists its product as hypothetical. Lineage: Eukaryota; Metazoa; Mollusca; Gastropoda; Lottiidae. The transcript has 5 exons. Gene Ontology annotation, cellular component: cytoplasm. The record is from RefSeq and is a predicted model, not a curated record. Bases 1 to 582 code for a protein of 193 amino acids.